Messenger RNA from Schistocerca gregaria, 755 nucleotides. Its product is annotated as 60S ribosomal protein L14-like. Gene Ontology annotation, cellular component: cytosolic large ribosomal subunit; ribosome. The coding region runs from base 50 to 694 and encodes 214 amino acids. Lineage: Eukaryota; Metazoa; Arthropoda; Insecta; Orthoptera; Acrididae. The transcript has 3 exons. Gene Ontology annotation, molecular function: RNA binding; structural constituent of ribosome. The record is from RefSeq and is a predicted model, not a curated record. Gene Ontology annotation, biological process: ribosomal large subunit biogenesis; translation.
AUUCAGGCGUUCUGUACCGGACUGUUCUUUAGGAUAGAGAAAGAGAGCUAUGCCCGUAUUCAAUAGGUUUGCCGAAGCGGGCCGAGUCGUCUUCAUCGAAUACGGCAAUUAUAAGGACAAAAUAGCCGUCAUAACCGACAUCAUCGAUUCUGGAAGAAUCAUCGUCGACGGCCCCUUCUCUAUCACCGGCGUCCCAAGAAUGGUGAUCAACUUCAAGAGCGUCAGGCUGACCUCCCUCCUCAUCAAGGGCGUCCAAAGGGGAAUCAAAACCCACGCGCUGACGAAGCUCGUCACCGACUUCGACCUUGUCAACAAGUAUCUAGAGACUCCUGAGGGAAAACGUCAGCUCGCCAGAGACAGCGCGGCAAGUAUGAACGACUUCGAUCGCUUCAAGGUCGGGUGGAGCCGCGCCAUCAUCAAGCGCGCCGUCAGGGCCGAAGUGAGGCGUCUAAAGGGGCUGACUAAGGAAGAGGCUCAAAAAAGCCCAGAAGAAGACAAAGACGCAAAGCAGAAAAAAGUCGCGCGUCUCAACAAACACCGAGCAAUUCUGCUCGACAAAUUGAGGGACCCAGGAGCGAUCUGCGUUCGCCCACGCGCGCAGAAGGGCCGCACGCAGAAGGGCCCCUCAAGAAAACUGAUCUACGCGGCGAGCACUUCGACCGGUAAGCCCAAAAAAAUCACCCUCAAAAACUGAACCGCGAAUAAAGAAUAAAUUUACCAAAAAUGGAGGGAGCGAAACCAUCGAACUAAAAAAA